GGAGAGCACGUUCUUUGUGACAAAAUUCAGAUUCAGAUUAAGAAGCAGAAGUGCUUAAUAAAACUAAAUCACCACAGCUUCAUCUAGUGGUGUUGUGCAAGAGGUGCAGCACUUUGAAAUCAGUUGAGAACGGGUGAUAACUGCUUUGCAGCAUCCAAGCAGACCCUCAGAGAAGACCUUUGCAUGACGAGAAGGAGAACAUUGGCACGGCUCGUGUUGUGAGAUGUGGUAUACCAACCAUGGCAAGGGGUCUGUUGCCAUGGAUCUGCCUGAGAAAGCCCAUCUACAUCCAGGCCCGAUUUUCCUACCUGCACAUGAAGUACCUGUUCUUCUCCUGGCUGGCCGUGUUUGUGGGCAGCUGGGUGGUGUACGUGGAGUACUCCUCCUACACAGAGCUGUGCCGGGGCAGGGAGUGCAAGAACGCAAUCUGUGACAAAUACAGGACGGGGGUGAUUGAUGGCUCGGCAUGCAGCAGCCUGUGCGAGAAGGACACUCUCUACCUUGGGAAGUGCCUGUCUGCCAAGCCCAACAACCAGGUGUAUUCUGGGAGCUGGGGAGACCUGGAGGGAAUCAUUAAGUGCCAGAUGGAGGAGGUGCCUCACUAUGACCUGGUGGCCGAGAUGGAGCCCAGGAAGGAGACAGCAUCUUUCGACAAGCCCACCAAGGGCACCUCUGUGGAGAAAUUUAAAGAGAUGGUCCUGGGCCAUCUGAAGACAAAAGUGGGUGAUCAGGCUAACCUUCAGAACCUGGCGACCUUGGUCCUCGGGGUGGCCGACGCCAACAAGGACGGUCAGAUCUCGCUGUCGGAGGCGCGCUCGGCCUGGGCCCUGAUCCAGCUCAACGAGUUCCUCCUGGCCGUGGUGCUGCAGGACCGCGAGCACACGCCCAAGCUGCUGGGCUUCUGCGGCGACCUGUACGUGGUGGAGAAGGUGCCGUACGCGCCGCUCUACGGCCUCAGCCUGCCCUGGCUGCUGGAGCUGUGGAUCCCGGCGGGCCUGCGGCGCAGCAUGGACCAGUGGGUGACGCCGUCGUGGCCGCGCAAGGCCAAGAUCUCCAUCGGCCUGCUGGAGCUGGUGGAGGACGUCUUCCACGGCACGUACGGCAGCUUCCUCAUGUGCGACGUGAGCGCGGCCGGCUUCGGCUACACCGAGCGGCACGACCUGAAGGUGGUGGACGCGCGGCGCAUCGUGCCCGAGGCCGCCUUCCAGGAGGCCAUGCGCGAGCGCCGCUGCGAGGCGGACGGCGACUGCGUGUACGGCGCCGACUGCCUGACCACGUGCGACCUCACCAAGCGCCGGUGCACCACCGAGGUGACGCGGCCCAACCUGGCCAAGGCGUGCGGCGCGCUGAAGGACUACCUCCUGUGGGGGGCGCCGGCGGACGUGCGCGAGGAGCUGGAGAAGCAGCUGUACGCCUGCAUCGCGCUCAAGGGCGCCACCGAACAGAUGGAGAUGGAGCACUCGCUCAUCCUCAACAACCUCAAGACGCUGCUCUGGAAGAGGAUCUCACACACCAAAGACUCCAAGUGAGGGGAGGCAGACCAGGCGAGACACCUGUCCAGGUGGGGGAGGAACGGCCAGGCGAGGCAGAAGCUCCUGUGAAUGCUGUUCCUGGUGGGUAUGAUGCAUCAGGCUGGCCUUUCGAACGCGUGCAAUCUAGGCUGGGAAAAUGUGAAUUACUACUACUUUUUUGAUCAGGUCGCCACAGAAUGAUUGAUCCGACUGAUUUAUUUAUAACUUGUCUCUAAAUUAUUGCCACGUUUUAAUUGAGGACGAUGGACAUCUUUUUGUCCACUAUAACCUUUUUUUUUAAAGAUGCCCUACAUGGACCAAAACGGUUAAAAGAUUCAGGGCCCUAAUUUGAAUGAUGGGUCAAGUGCAAAGUUCUGCAGUGGGCAGAAAUGAACUAAAGCUAAUUU
Sardina pilchardus (European sardine) is the source of this 1918-nucleotide messenger RNA. Its product is annotated as divergent protein kinase domain 1A-like. Lineage: Eukaryota; Metazoa; Chordata; Actinopteri; Clupeiformes; Clupeidae. The coding region runs from base 240 to 1529 and encodes 429 amino acids. The record is from RefSeq and is a predicted model, not a curated record. The transcript has 7 exons.